AGUAAUUACAUUAUUGAAUAUUCCAUUGCUAUUUGAGUAUUUACUAAUAUUGUAUACAUUUUUGUUUUAGUAUACUGUGUACUGCAUUUUUAACAUAGUAAACAGUGAUCCAUCAAUGGUGUCAUUGUCAUUUUUUUAAUACUAAAUCGAAUACUAGUUAGAUAACUACAUUUUCCCCGACGAGUGAAAUCUAGUUUAAAAAAAAUUCUGCUAUGGGUAUUACUGGUUUAGCAAAACUUAUAGCGGACAUUGCUCCAAAUGCAAUCAAAGAAAAUGAAAUUAAAAAUCAUUUUGGCCGUAAAAUUGCGAUUGACGCUUCAAUGAGUCUUUACCAGUUUUUGAUCGCAGUCCGUAGUGAGGGAGCCCAACUGACAAGUGCUGAUGGCGAAACUACUAGUCAUAUUAUGGGUACAUUCUAUCGUACAAUAAGACUUUUGGAAAAUGGUAUUAAACCAGUAUAUGUAUUUGAUGGUAAACCACCUCAAAUGAAAUCAUCAGAAUUAGAGAAACGAGCUGAUAGAAGGCAGGAAGCACAAAAAUCAUUAGAAAAAGCAGAAGAAGCAGGUGAUGCUACCGGAAUUGACAAAUUUAGUAAACGAUUAGUUAAAGUAACAUCAACUCAUACGACUGAAUGCAAAGAACUGCUAAAAUUAAUGGGAGUUCCUUUUGUGGAAGCUCCAUGUGAAGCUGAAGCACAAUGUGCUGCUAUGGUAAAAGCUGGUAAAGUGUAUGCUACUGCUACUGAGGAUAUGGACGCCUUAACAUUUGGUUCUCCAGUAUUAUUACGUCAUAUGACAUUCAGCGAAGCCAGAAAAAUGCCAAUUCAAGAAUUUCAAUUGGAUUCAGUAUUGGAAACAAUGGAAAUGACUAGAGAUGAAUUUAUAGAUUUGUGUAUACUGUUAGGAUGUGAUUACUGUAACAGUAUUAAAGGAGUUGGACCAAAACGAGCUAUUGAGCUAAUGCGACAAUACAGAUCAUUAGAAAACAUUAUUGAAAAUUUAGAUACCAAAAAAUAUCAAGUUCCUGAAAAUUGGCCAUUUAAAGAAGCUAGACGGUUAUUUAUUGAACCAGAAAUAACAGAUCCUGAAUCUAUAGAUCUAAAAUGGAUGGAUCCAGAUGAAGAAGGAUUAGUUAAAUUUUUAUGUGGUGAUAGAGGAUUCAAUGAAGAUAGAGUAAGAAAUGGAGCUAAGAAGUUAAUCAAAGCACGAUCUGGUACAACUCAAGGUAGAUUGGAUUCAUUUUUUUCAUUUUCUUCAACGCCAAAUAAGCGUAAAGCUGAAGAAGCAAAGGCAGCAGCAGAAGCCAGCAAAAAAGCAAAGAAGGGAAAUUACAGUAAACGGGGAAGAACAAAAUAAAUACUUGAAUUUUAUUUGUUUAUUAGUUGUUUUUUUAUAAAAUAAUACACAAUUAAAUAUUAGAUUUAGACCAGAAAUUUACUCUUUUCACUAAUUUCUAUAAAUUCAAUGGAAUCUUAGUUUAUAAGCUACUUAAAUUUACUUUUAUAUCUAGUAUAAUAUUAUAAAAGGGUUUUUUGGCAAUAAAAAAUCUCUUUUUUCACAAUUGUAUGUUUAAUUUAAAUUGUGCCAUUUGGCACAUUGACCCAACAUUUUUUCAUUAAUGUUUAUUGUUUACAGACACUAUUUAGCUUAAUUUUGUAAUAUUUAUUUCAACUAUUAAACAUCUAAUCAAUACUUAUAUAUAAUCAUAAAUUUUAAUUAAAUCAAACUGAUCUGUUUUAUAAUAAUUAUGUAGACAUAUUCUAAACUUGAAUAAUUUUUAAAUUUUUUUUAUUUUAAUUUUUUAUUUAAUUUUAAAUUGUAAUCCUUUAAGUUAUUUAGACUAGAGGAUAGAAUAAUGAUAAUAUGACAUAGAACUUUAAAAUUUAAUAUUAUAUAAUUAUAAUUUUAAUUUUAUCUAUUAUGUGAAUUUAUUAUUGAACAUUUGAACCAUGGUGAAUCUGUAGAGUAAAGACCUUGUACAGCUGAUGUUCUAGUUGUACUAAAUAGCAUAUAAUAAAUAUUACUUUAUAGUAGAUAUAAGCCCAGAAUAAGACAAUUAGAUAAUGUAUUAAGACAUUUCUGGCAUAAGAUAUAUAUUUUUUUUAAGA
Molecule: messenger RNA, 2107 nt
Organism: Aphis gossypii (cotton aphid)
Lineage: Eukaryota; Metazoa; Arthropoda; Insecta; Hemiptera; Aphididae
Gene: Fen1
Product: flap endonuclease 1
Exons: 8
Coding region: 213-1355 (380 amino acids)
Cellular component (GO): nucleus
Molecular function (GO): DNA binding; manganese ion binding; 5'-3' exonuclease activity
Source: RefSeq, a predicted model, not a curated record